Messenger RNA from Ixodes scapularis (black-legged tick), 1520 nucleotides. RefSeq names its product RNA-binding protein 14-like. The record is from RefSeq and is a predicted model, not a curated record. The coding region runs from base 37 to 1395 and encodes 452 amino acids. NCBI's taxonomy places the organism in Eukaryota, Metazoa, Arthropoda, Arachnida, Ixodida, Ixodidae. The transcript has 4 exons.
GUUCGCAGUUGAAGUCCUCUUCUGUAAACUUACACCAUGACUGGAUUCCGUGCUUGUCUUCUCCUGGCUCUGGCCAGCAGCGCCAUCGCUGGCUUCGUCCAGGGCGGUCUUGGCUACGGCCACGGCCUCGGCUACUCUGGCCUCGGCUACUCUGGCCUUGGCUACUCUGGCCUUGGCUACUCCGGCCUUGGCUACUCCGGCCUUGGCUACGGCCAUGGUCUUGGCUACGGCCACGUUGUUGGUCUUGGGAACGGCUACGGCUACUCUGGUUUGACCGGCUACAGUGUUGCAGCCCCAGCUAGCUACGCUGUUGCUGCCCCAGCCGUGAGCCGCACUGUGGCCACUUCCUACCACGCCGCUCCAGCCGUUGCUACCUACGCCGCUGCUCCAGCUGUCGCCUCCUACCACGCCGCUCCAGUUGCCACCUAUGCGGCUGCUCCAGCUGUCACCAAGGUUGCCACCUACCAGACCGCUCCGGCUUUCGCCAGCUAUGCUGCUGCCCCAGUUGCCACCUAUGCUGCUGCUCCAGCCGUGACUAGGGUGUCCACCGUCCACGCUGCUCCAGCUGUCGCCACUUAUGCCGCUGCUCCAGUUGCCACCUAUGCCGCUGCUCCAGCUGUCACCAAGGUCGCUACCUACCAGACUGCUCCAGCUUUCGCCAGCUAUGCUGCUGCCCCAGUUGCCACCUACGCUGCUGCUCCAGCCGUGACUAGGGUGUCCACCGUCCACGCUGCCCCAGCUGUCGCCACUUAUGCCGCUGCUCCAGUUGCCACUUAUGCCGCUGCUCCAGCUGUCACCAAGGUCGCUACCUACCAGACUGCUCCAGCUUUCGCCACCUACGCUGCUGCUCCAGCCGUGACUAGGGUGUCCACCGUCCACGCUGCUCCAGCGGUCGCCACUUAUGCCGCUGCUCCAGUUGCCACCUAUGCCGCUGCUCCAGCUGUCACCAAGGUCGCCACCUACCAGACUGCUCCAGCUUUCGCCAGCUAUGCUGCUGCCCCAGUUGCCACCUACGCUGCUGCUCCAGCCGUGACUAGGGUGUCCACCGUCCACGCUGCCCCAGCUGUCGCAACUUAUGCUGCUGCUCCAGUUGCCACCUAUGCCGCUGCUCCAGCCGUGACUAGGGUGUCCACCGUCCACGCUGCUCCAGCUGUCGCCAGCUACCAGACUUACCACGCUGCUCCAGCCGUCGCCAGCUACCAGACCUACCACGCCGCUCCAGCUCUGGCUUCCUACGCCCACGCUGCUCCAGUCUACGGAUAUGGCGUUGGAUCCCUCGGCUACGGUGCCGGCCACUUUGGUUACGGACAUGGGCUCGGCAGCUACGGUCUGAACUACGGGUACGGUCUUGGCACCUAUGGUGACUACACCACCCUCCUCCGCAAGAAGAAGUAAACUUCGCAAAGAAGAGUUACCAUCGUAGACGUCAGCCACUAGGAAUCUAUGAAGAAGAGGACUGUUCGCUGCCAACUUUUGUGGUCGUAAAGAGACAAUAAAACGAAUGAAACUUGUCACUUUCA